AUGCAUCAAUAAUAUGAUGAUUAGAAAAGAUCUCUUGUCUAAGAGAAAAUGUAAAUGAAACAAUAAGGAAUUGAUAAUGCAAAUAUGAGAAAAAUUAAUGAUGAAGAUAUUUAAAAGAUUUAAGCUUAUGAAUAGAUGCAAAUUGAAAAUGCUAUGAAAAAUUCAACAUGGAGUACUCUUAUGCUCUUAAAAAGUAAAGAAAUUGUGAAAACUAAGUAAAUUCAUUUAUCUAUUUUUAGAUGGAGACCCAAGAAGAAAUAAAGGUUGUGGGAUUAAUAUAAAAUUGAUAAAAUUUUGAAAAAAUAUUCCAUUAUGAUAGAAGGUAAUGAUCCUCCUCCUCCUAUUAAAUCAUUUUAAGAUUUAAGAGUAGAUGACAGAAUUUUAAAGAUUCUUAGUAAAAUGAAAAUUAAGAAACCAACACCUAUUCAAAUGUAAGGUUUACCUGCUGUGUAAUAAUAUCAAAUUUAUAAUUAAGUUUAAUGGGAAGAGACAUAAUUGGAGUAGCACCAAGUGGUUAAGGUAAGACUUUAGUAUUUUUGUUACCCGCAUUAUUGUAAUGCAUUGAUGAAGAGAUGAAAAUGUCAAUAAUUAGAGGUGAAGGACCAUUUGCUUUAAUAUUACUUCCAUCUCAUGAAUUAGCAAUCUUGACUUAUGAAUUAGCCAAAUAAUAUUGUUAAAAAUUCCAAAAAAAAGUAAUAUAUUUAUAAAUAUACAUUCUUUAUAGGGAUUCCCUGCUAUUCAUUGUCUACUUGCAAUUGGAGGUAUGGAUAUGUCAUCCUAAUUAUAAUCCAUUAAAAAUGGAGUACAUAUUGUUAUUGGUACACCUGGAAGAAUUAGUGAUAUGGUUAAUAAAAAAAAAAUUAAUAUGGAUCUAUGUAGAUUUAUAGUCCUCGAUGAAGCUGAUAGAAUGUUAGAUUAAGUCUUUGAAUUGGAAAUUAGAAAUAUUUUAGAACAUUUCACAGUAUGAUUAAUCAAUUGAUACCUUAGUUUAGGGUCCCAGAUAAACAAUGUUAUUCAGUGCUACUCUUCCAAAGAAAAUAUAAGAAUUUACUAAAUAAACAUUAGUAGAUCCAUUAGUAAUUAAUGUUGGCAGAAGUGGUUAAAUUAAUUUGAAUGUGAUAUAGGAAAUAUUAUAUGUUAAGCAAGAAGAAAAAUUACACUAUUUAUUAGAUUGUUUAAAGAAAACAACACCACCAGUUGUUAUUUUUAGUGAACAUUAAAAUGAUGUUGAUGAUAUUAAUGAAUAUCUUUUAAUAAAAGGAGUAGAGGUUGUUGGAUUACAUGGAGGCAAAUAAUAGGAAGAUAGAACUAAAGCAUUAAAGCAAUUCUUAAAUGGUUAAAAAGAUGUCUUAGUAGCAACAGAUGUAGCUGCAAAAGGUUUGGAUUUUCCAGAUAUUAAGCAUGUUAUUAAUUAUGAUAUGCCAAAAGAUGUAAAAUACAAUAUUCAAAUUAGAUUGAAUCUUAUAUACAUAGAAUUGGUAGAACAGGAAGGUAAGGGAAAACUGGAAGAGCAACAACUUUUGUUAAUAGGUAAUAAGAAGAAUCGAUUCUAUUAGAUUUAAAAUAUCUACUUGUAGAAUCGAAAUAAAGUAUAUUUAUUCUCAUUAUAAUUUUAGAAAUACCUUAAUUUCUAGAAAAACUAAAGUCAGAUGAAGAUUUAAAUGGUUCUUGUGGUUAUUGUGAUGGUAUGGGUCAUAGAAUGGCUAAUUGUCCUAAAUUAGAAAAGUAAAAGAUGAGAGUAUAUCAUAAUUAUUUAUAAUAUCUUAGAUUUUAACUAAUCCAAACAAAGAGAGUUGUCCAGAUUUUCUUAAAGGCUAAAACUUUAGAGACAGUUUAAGUGCAGAAAGAUAAAAUUAAAUAGGAUGAUACAAUCAAUGUUCAAAUUCUAAUUUCAG
This is a messenger RNA of Paramecium sonneborni, 1895 nucleotides long. NCBI's taxonomy places the organism in Eukaryota, Ciliophora, Oligohymenophorea, Peniculida, Parameciidae. The record is from the annotation of a GenBank genome assembly.